UCCAUCAGGCUCUAGUAAUAAUAGAGACUAUUUUCCACAAUUCACGUGAUACAUGUGACGUUUGAGCAUCGUCGUUGGUCGCAGAAAGUGUUGGGCUAAAGUCAGUGGUGUGGCACUUACCGUUUCCGAGAUCUUCGCGGACAGACAAGGCACAGAGUGAACAGUGGGCAAUAUCAAAGUACGGAAACAUUUUCAGUUUCGUAACUUGAUUAGCGAUGUCCAAAAACGCCUCGGGAUCCAUUUUGACAACAGGUUCACGGUAGCCACAGCUCACUGGUGAAUUUGCUACUGAAAUGUCUAUUUCCAUUGAAAUCAGCUGUUCCGCACAUGGCUAUGCGCCAGAAACAGGGGCGGAACCUACGAACACAAAAUAGAAAAACUAAAUUAAAAAACAAAAAUGGUCAAAGACAAAAGAUAUAUUUUGGCAAUUGAUGUUGGGACUUCACUGAUAAGGUCGUCUAUAAGCAAUACGGCAUAUACUGUUAAAUCUGUUUCUAGCGAAAAGUUAAAAUUGUUAUACCCUAAGAAAGGCUACGUCGAAAUAGACCCAGAAUAUUUGUGGAAUGCUACAUUAUCUGUUACAAAAAAUGCUAUCUCUGACAGUAAUAUAAAUAAAAAUAAAAUCGUUGGAAUGGGUAUAAGUACUCAGAGGGCUUCUUUUAUAACUUGGAGGAAAGAUACAGGUGUGCCUUUUCAUAAUUUUAUCACAUGGAAAGACUUAAGGGCUGACGAUAUAGUAAAAGCUUGGGAUAAAUCGGUAACAGUUAAUUUUUUAAAGUUUUUUUCCUACUGUUUAUAUUUAACAACUAGAAAUCAGAGGUAUUUGGCCGGAAGUAAGCUACGAAUUUCAAAUUUACUGGUAACUUUUCGACUAUUGUGGGCAAUUAAAAACAUUCCAGAAUUAAAAAAAUGUCUCGAAAAAAAUAAUGUUAUGUUCGGAACAAUCGAAACGUGGCUUAUAUAUAAAUUUACAAAAGGAAAAACGUACGUAACCGACAUUUCAAAUGCAAGCGCCACAGGAUUAUAUGAUCCCUUUUUGCUACAGUGGAACACUUUGUGUUGUUUAAUUUUUGAUAUUCCAAUGAAGAUACUCCCGAAAGUUGUAAAUUGCGACUACGAUUUUGGAUUUGUAGAUAAGGAAAUACUGGGGACAACUAUUCCAAUAAAUUGUGUUAUGUCUGAUCAGUCUGCGUCGUUAUUUGGUUCGUGCUGUUUUCAUUACGGAAAUGUUAAACUCACGAUGGGUACGGGGAGUUUUUUGAACGUAAAUACAGGGUGCAAAGCUUACGGUAGCCACUCCGAAGUGUAUCCCCUGGUUGCAUGGAAAAUGAACGAUGGUGAUACAAUUUUUAUGCAAGAAACAAGUUCAAAUGACACAGGGUCUCUUAUUGAAUGGAUUAUUAACACAGAAUUAAUUAAAAAUGCCCCUGAAUCAUCUGAAAUAGCGGAAAGUGCCCAGGGGAAUAACGGUGUAUAUUUUAUCCCUGCUUUUAGUGGGUUUUGGCUUCCAAUUAAUGAUCCUAACGCCACCUCUGGUUUUAUCGGCGUUACUCCUACUUCUACAAAGUGCCAUUUGGUGCGAGCUGUAUUAGAAAGUAUUGUUUUUCAAAUUUACCUUAUGGUCAAUGUAAUGAUAAAAGAACGAGUGGGAAAAUUUAAAAAAAUAAGGGUUGAUGGUGGUGUAUCCAAAAAUGAUUUUAUACUCAGCUCUCUUGCAAGUAUUCUUGAUAUGGAAAUUGAGAGAACAAUUUCUACAGAAAUGUCAGUACAGGGAGUCACAUAUGUGGCUGGUAUUAAGGCUGGUUUAUGGACUAAAGAAUAUUUAAGUAAAUUACCUCAAGAUAAAACCUUUACUCCUGACCUUAAAAAACGACAAUACUUCAAAAAGGAAUUUGAAACUUGGAUGCGGGCUGUGGAACGAUUUACAAAGUGGAAUUAGAAUAAGACGAAAGUAUUUUAAUAAACAUUAUAUUAAUAUUUUUUACACCUAAAUAAAAAUUUACAUAU
Agrilus planipennis (emerald ash borer) is the source of this 2007-nucleotide messenger RNA. RefSeq names its product putative glycerol kinase 5. Gene Ontology annotation, molecular function: glycerol kinase activity. Gene Ontology annotation, biological process: glycerol-3-phosphate biosynthetic process; glycerol metabolic process; triglyceride metabolic process. The coding region runs from base 398 to 1939 and encodes 513 amino acids. Gene Ontology annotation, cellular component: mitochondrion. The transcript has 12 exons. The record is from RefSeq and is a predicted model, not a curated record. Lineage: Eukaryota; Metazoa; Arthropoda; Insecta; Coleoptera; Buprestidae.